Messenger RNA from Prorocentrum cordatum, 5031 nucleotides. NCBI's taxonomy places the organism in Eukaryota, Dinophyceae, Prorocentrales, Prorocentraceae. The record is from the annotation of a GenBank genome assembly.
AUGGACCUCAAGCGCCUCGUGACGGCAAGAGAGCGGCCCAGGUUGUCUCUUGCGGAGGCGGCUGCUCCCUUGACGUCGGGGUCCGUCGACGACACGGGCCUGACACAGGACACGGGGAGCCUCGCAAUCGGCAGCUCCGGCACCACGAGCAUCGGUUUCGCCGUCGUGCCUUCCGGAGAUGCGGUACUGAGCAGCAUGGACAUCGACGCGUUGCCGGAGAGCGCCCCAGGCAUCGCAGCGCCAGGUGCUGCUGCCGCCCCAUUAGGUGCACUGCCCGGCCUGCCCGGCCCGCCGUUACCCCUCGACCUGCUCCGCGAGUUGAUGGAGACGGAGGCCCUCCACGUCUUCCCCUUCGUCCAGGCGGUGGACCAGCGCACCCGCGCCGAAGAGCUGCCCGUGACCCUCCCGACGACCUGGGAGGUCGCCAAGAAGUUCCUGCACAAGUUGGCCUACAAUGUGGACGCUCAGGCCCUGUUCGCGUGCAGUGACAAGCGGAGGGAGGUCAAGAUGGCCCACCUCUCCUCCCUGCUGGCUCGCUGCGACGCGGUGCUGGUUUCGGAGGCACACGGCACCUCGGGGCAGCAUGCGGCGUGGGGGGCACCGGCGGGAACAGCGGCAUGGUGGUCAGCCGGAGCUAGUGCAGCUCAUGCUGGGGACGGGAUCGUAGUCAAGCACAGUUUUCUUAGCAAUUUCACGGAGAUUACUUGGAAGGUCAUAUGGCCUGGAGAGCUGCCAGGCUUGAGCUGCUGGGUCCUUCAGGCUGGCAGAAGUAUGCUGCGCGACAACUCCGAGCCGCACUGCAGCCAGACCAGGGGGGCUCUUUUCAAGAGGUAUUCGCCUGCAGGCCUGUGGUAUUCGCCUGUGGUAUUCGCCUGCGGUGCUAGCCUGUGGUAUUCGCCUGCGGUGUUCGCCUGUGGUAUCCGCCGAGCGGGAAUUCGCCUGUGGCACUCGCCCGCGGUAUUCGUCUACGGGCUUGGCUCCGCCGAUCGGUAUUCGCCUGCAGGCCUGUGGUAUUCGCCUGUGGUAUUCGCCUGCGGUGCUAGCCUGUGGUAUUCGCCUGCGGUGUUCGCCUGUGGUAUCGCCUGCGGCUGGUCUUCCAGGCGCCCGAUGGCGCUUUCCACGUACUCAUGCAACGUGUGUGAAGAGCCGCUGGUCAAAAGCACGGCGUACGUCAAGCACCUGAGGAGUGACGAUUGGCAGGGGCACCGGCCGGUCACGUGCAAAGAUUGCUACGAGAAAGAAGAUGAGUACGAGAGCAAGUACACGGAUAAGGCGCGCUGGUCGGAGCUCGACGGGGUCAUCGAGGACGGCGCGAAGCGGGCCCGCGUGAAGAAAUGGUCGGAGCUCGAGCAAUCGGUCCGCAAGGAUUAUCCGGAGGCCUCCCGCUCCGAGCGCCGCAAGGCCACGCUGUUCGCCAUCCAGAAAGUGGCGCGGUACAUCGCCCUCAAGAUUUCCCAAGCGCCCCCAGAGCAGCGGCGCCAGCGCGAGCAGGCGUUCGUGGAGUUCGACGCCGAGUGGGAUAAAAAGGUGGCUGACCCCGAGUACGUGCCCGAAGUGAGGGCUUACAAAAUGUCGGACCACGCGGCGCAGUGGGCCUCGGAAAUCAUUGAGGGACUAUCGGAGCAUUUCAUCUGCCGGCACCGCGACUGCCGAGAAUGCUCGAGGAGCUGCGACUGGCUGAUGAAGGGCGCAGACCAGUACGGCUGCCCCCUUUGCUUGAGGCAGUACAGGCGUCCGACCGGUCACGGUUUCUCCUCAUCGUGGCCCGACACCACUAUGGCAACGCUCAUCAACAAGUUCAAGGAGAUCACGGCGAAGCUGGAUGCGGUCCUCGACGGGGUGCCGGAGAAGGAGCAGUGGCGGUUCGUCUGCAGCGAGCUGCAGGCCAAGGCGGCGCACCCCCUCACGACACAGUUCCUCUCGCCAGAGAACAUCGAGGAGUUGAAGAGGCUCAAUUCGACGAUGCGCUCGCCUUGGAGGUACGACCACAUCCUCGACAAGGGGUUCUGGUCCUUCCGCCUGGCGGACCACGGGGUGGCGAAUUUGGAUCAGCCUCUGAGCCAGGACGACGUCCUGUCCAUGUUCGCGUGGAGCAAGUGGCUCCUGCGCCAGUACAGUGGCUCCCGCCUGUACAUCCACGACCCGGUUAAGCAGGGGUCGUUGACCGAGGCCCUGGCGCAGGCGACCCACCGCGUCUUCCCGCCGUUCGCGCCUGAGCUGGCCGACACGAGGGCGACGUCCAGGCCUCGAGGGGCCGCCACUGUCGGCGCACCCUGGCCCCGCAGGCUCCCCGCCAAGCGGCGCGGCGACGCCGGGGUCACGAGGAGCGCCAAGGCCUUGUGCACCCGGCGCGGAGAGAGCCGGACGCUGCCAGGGCCGCCGGUGCCCGAGGAGAGCGCGGCCAAAGCCCCCGCGUCGCUGGUCGCUCCUGACGCGCCCGCGGGCCGAGGCGUCGGGAGGCGUUCCCUGGCGCAGCGCGCGGCGGCUGGGAGGACGUUGUCACGGCUGGUGCUUUUGAUGGACAUGCAUUUCUUCCACGAGCCAGUCGUCUUCGGCACCGCGGAUCCGCCGCGGCCGCGCGGGGGCCUUGUCGCAAUCAGCGGAGGGCAGCUCGCGUUCAUCCUGGGCGCAUUCACCCGCCGGGGGAAGCCGCUCGCGGACAUCGCCCCGCUGGUGGCGUGCCGCGACGGCGGCCGCGAUCUCCUGAAGGCAUCGCACAGUCACGCUACCACGUGCCCCGCAAGCUAUCUCGUCGACGUCGGCCUCCACUGCGCAGUCGCCACCGGGGUCGCUGAUCGACGCGGGGCGAGCAUUCUGUUCGAGGAUGUGCGCGAGUCGCGAUGCGCCUUGCCAGAGCCGAAAGCGGACGACCUGCGCCAGAUUCGCCAGGCCGCGCAGGCGUGGGCUGGCGGGGACAUAGAGUUGCCGUGCGAUGGCAGCUGCCACGUGGACCACAGCGUCGGUGAGAUCAUUCCCGCAGGCGAGAAGCGCCUGCGGUCCAUGGCGGAGUCGCGCGCCGUGGCGCGCCGGGCGAUGCCGACUCCGAGGGCGCGGGCAGAUCGGCGCGGGGGGGCGCGGGGCGCGGCGGUGAGCAGAUCGCCUCGCACAGGGUUGCAGAAGCAUUUGGACGAGCAGAAGGCGCUUGGCGCGCCGCACCACGCAGCGAUAAACAGCGAGGACCACAAGUGCUUCUGGGUGCUGGACUUGCCUUUGCCCCGGCAGUUCGACGCGAGGCGGAGGCGCUGCCGCACGUGCGCGGCGGCUGGUCUUCCGAACCGUUAUUUCGCCACGGACGUCAGCGACGUGGUGGCCGCUGUGCCGGGCGUGCUCCACUUGCGCUUGGAGAAGCAAGGGUCGGUGCUCAUGACCAAGCAGUUCCUGUUGCACCUCGUCCAGCUCUUCCACGAUAGACUUUGUCUUCGGCAGACUCGCCGCGCUUUAGUGGAGCAAUGCUGCGCUGGCGCUGCAGGGCUCCGAGCAGCCGGGCGAGUCCUCUCGUACUUGCGAGCCAUUCCCACGGCGCCGGGCCUCAAGCAAAUCUUGUUGACGGCGCUCGAGGGCUUCCUUGCCGAGGCGACCCGCCACAUGCAGAAACACAUCAACGUGUACUCGGGCGCCGUCAUCAGGGGCGACGGCAAUUACGUGCAGGCCCGAAAGGUCGCCGCGGAGGGCGACGGUGGGAGAGAUCGCCCGCGCACGGUCCUGCUGGCCUGGGUGACCGUGGACGGGGCGCUCUACCAGCCGCCGACGCUUUCAAGGUCAGAAGAUGUGAAGGAUGCACUGCAGGACCUGGGCCCUCUGGCGGGCAGCUUCAAGCAGGACCGGCUGGAGGCAGGUCUCAGCCUAGUGGACUCGGCUCCAGCAGUGCACGCCACGGACGUCUACGGAAGGCAGCGGUUGCAGCUGAAUGCUUUCUACAGGAGGAUGUACCCGGGGCUCGACGCCGACGCGGCGGCAGGGGCCCCAACGCCGAGGGGCGACGCGACGGGCGCUCGGACGCGCUUCGCCGGUUCUCCGACCACAGUGACGGGUGACCCGCUGCACGACACGCUGGCUGUCAUGCAGCUCAUCAGCGCGGCCUCGCCAGACGCGCGCAAUAUGUGCUACGACCACAAGGGUAUCCGAUUGCUUUUCGGGUCAACCCGACGCCGCGAGGACAUCCUGAACCGCUUGUCGCUGCCGCCGCGACGCCCCGCUGCCGCCGCCCCGGUGCCCGCAGAACAGCUGCCCUCCGCACCAGUUGCCGGCCCGCCCGAUGCGGGCGCGGGGGGGCCAGCUGCGCAGCCGCUGGCAGUGGAGCACCAUGAGAUGCUGCGCAAGGCUGUGGAAAACACCAAGGAACAGACUGCAGAGACAAUCAGGGAGAACCCUGCUUCUGCAGACGCGGUUGCAGCGUACUUGAAGCAGCCGCAAGUGGACCAGGAGCCCACGUGGCGCACAAUUUUCGGCGCGUCGCCGACGCGGGGCGCCGUUCUUCGACUGUGCGCAGCAUUCGGGGUGCAUGCGCACGACACGCUGGGAUACCACGGCUUUGAGACGCUGGCUUGUUUCAAGAAUGCCAUCCGGACGCACCUCAAGUGGUACGCGCCCGGGCGCAAAACGUGCCGGGCCGGCCCGCGCCUCCACGGCAAGCGCUCGGCCUUGACCAUGUCCGUGCAGGCGCACUACGACCGCCUGCUCAAGCCCCUGCGCCUCGAAGGCUUAUGGAAGUGGCGCGACGCUGCGCUGGCGAUCGCCGAUGCUGGCGCCCCGCUGCAGACCGGCGCCGUGGCCGUGGAACGCUGGUGGGCGAGCCUGAAACACAUGAUGCCGGCUAAGGCGGUUUGCAUUUCGGAGAGGUGGUUCCGGGCUUUGGUUGGCCUCGCUUAUUUGCGGCGCAACCACCGGCACUUCGCGAGCGGGUCUUUGCCCAGCUGGUGCCAGAUGGACCCUUUGCUGCAGCGGCGUCUGGCAUACUUCACGGACUGCGCCCGGCUCGUGCAGUCCGAGGGCGACGGCCACUUGAGCACCAUCUUCGACCCGUUCCGCUGA